AUGCGUUCUGUAGGGAAGGUGCUCGUCAUAUUCUCGUUCCUUUCCAUCUGUUUUAAUCCUACAUUGGAGCUAUCUUCAGCAUCGGAUGUUCCACCGUUGCCAUUGUUAGUCGCUAGGAAGCUUCAUCAGCGUGUAGAUAAGGCUCUAGAUGAGCUUCGGGGGAAUGGAGAGAAUGAACCCUCAUUACUGGAUGUGAUGAAGGGAAGGCAGAUCCAACGGCUCCAACGCUUGGAGAACGCUAAGGUGUCCGACCUGAUCCCACCAAUUCUUCGCCCAUCAACACUGCUUUCAACAUCCUAG
Molecule: messenger RNA, 300 nt
Organism: Necator americanus (New World hookworm)
Lineage: Eukaryota; Metazoa; Nematoda; Chromadorea; Rhabditida; Ancylostomatidae
Exons: 4
Coding region: 1-300 (99 amino acids)
Source: RefSeq, a predicted model, not a curated record